UCCCGCCCACUGUGCGGCUGGAUUGAAUGAACCCGCUGCUCGCUCGUCCCGUCCCGUCUCGUCUCGUCCGGCGGAGCGAGCGCCAUGUCGGGCACCCCGCUGUCCCCGACCCGCAUCUCCCGGCUGCAGGAGAAGGAGGACCUGCGGCAGCUCAAUGACCGCCUGGCCGUCUACAUUGACCGCGUGCGCUCGCUGGAGCUGGAGAACGACCGGCUGCUGCUGAAGAUCUCGGAGAAGGAGGAGGUCACCACCCGCGAGGUGAGUGGAAUCAAAACCCUCUAUGAGUCUGAGCUGGCUGAUGCCCGAAGAGUUCUGGAUGAGACAGCCAGAGAAAGGGCUAAACUACAGAUUGAAAUAGGAAAGCUAAGAGCGGAACUUGAUGAGGUCAACAAGAACCACAAAAAGAAAGAAGCAGAAUUGUCCGUUGCCCAAGGUCGUGUUAAGGAUCUUGAAGCUCUGUUUCACAGGACUGAAGCAGAACUCAGUACUGCUCUAAAUGAGAAGCGUAAUCUAGAAGCAGAAAUUGCUGACUUGCGGGCCCAGCUUUCUAAGGCGGAAGAUGGCCAUGCUGUGGCUAAGAAGCAAUUGGAGAAGGAAACACUGAUGCGGGUAGACUUGGAGAACCGUUGCCAGAGUCUACAAGAGGACCUAGAUUUCAGGAAGAAUGUAUUUGAGGAGGAAGUGAGAGAGACAAGAAAACGGCAUGAACACCGUUUGGUUGAGGUAGACACUAGUCGUCAACGAGAGUAUGAAUCCAAAAUGGCUCAAGCCCUGGAGGAUUUGCGCAAUCAACAUGAUGAACAGGUCAAAUUGUACAAAAUGGAGCUGGAGCAAACCUAUCAGGCUAAGCUGGAAAAUGCCAAACUCUCCUCUGAUCAAAAUGACAAAGCUGCCGGUGCUGCCCGAGAGGAGCUUAAGGAAGCUCGCAUGAGGAUAGAGUCUCUCAGCUACCAGCUUUCUGGCCUACAAAAACAGGCUAGUGCUGCAGAGGAUCGUAUUCGGGAAUUGGAGGAAAUGAUGGCUGGUGAGCGGGACAAAUUCAGGAAGAUGCUAGAUGCCAGGGAGAGGGAGAUGACAGAAAUGAGGGACCAGAUGCAGCAACAGCUUGCAGAAUAUCAGGAGCUACUUGAUGUCAAACUAGCACUGGACAUGGAAAUCAGUGCUUACCGAAAACUUCUGGAAGGAGAGGAGAAAAGGUUGAAGCUGUCUCCAAGCCCAUCCUCCCGUAUUACAGUUUCUCGGGCUACUUCCAGCAGCAGCAGUGCUUCAGUUGUUCGGUCUUCUAGAGGCAAGAGAAAACGGAUUGAAGCAGAGGAGCUUUCAGGCAGCGGUACAAGUGGAAUUGGAACUGGGAGUAGUGCUGGUAGCAGCAGCAGUAGCAGCAGUAGUUUCCAAACAUCCCAGCAGGCCUCAUCCACAGGAAGCAUCAGCAUAGAAGAGAUAGACCUGGAGGGGAAAUAUGUUCAACUUAAAAAUAAUUCUGAGAAGGAUCAGUCUCUGGGUAACUGGAGACUGAAAAGGCAAAUAGGAGAAGGAGAAGAAAUUGCCUACAAAUUUACUCCAAAGUAUAUCCUCCGGGCUGGGCAGACAGUUACAAUCUGGGCUGCAGAUGCAGGUGUGGCUCAUAGCCCUCCUUCUGUCCUUGUGUGGAAAAAUCAGAGCAGCUGGGGCACUGGAGGAAACAUCCGUACAUACCUAGUAAACUCUGAUGGAGAGGAGGUUGCGGUAAGAAGCGUCGUAAAAUCAGUAGUGACACGUGUGAAUGAGGAGGAGGAGGAUGAAGCAGAGUUUGGAGAGGAAGAUCUUUUUCACCAACAGGGAGAUCCCAGGACCACGUCAAGAGGAUGUUCAAUGAUGUGAAAAACCAUUAUUAUUUUCUAUUAUUCUUCUUUCUUUCCUUGGUGUUUUUGCUAUUUUCUUUUCCUCCAGAGCCACUGAAAACUAUUUUUAUAUGCAUCAUCUGAUUUAUUUAAAAUUCUACUCCUUGGUACAUUUUAUAGAAAAAUUUUAAUGAAAAACUGCCAGAAUUUUUAAUCAAUUUCUUUUUCCCUCUUUGAAACUGCUAUUGGAAUAUAGUUCUUCCCCUCCCCAUACUACGUCUUUUAAGUCUUAUGUACAGAUCUGCAGCAGAAAGAAUUUUAAAUUAAAAUGGGACAGAAUUCAUUGAGUGCACGGUAAAUAUAUCAUUAUUUAACAGAUGCUUUUUUUGUUUUCCAGUGAAGUUUAGGGAAAUGUGAACAUAUGUCCCAAAGAAUACCCAAAGUGGGUACUUCCUUCAGCACUGUAGUUAUUUAAGAAAUCAUAAGGCCCUUUUAGUAACUAGAAUUUUAUGUAUGUGAGGAAAAUAACACAAAAUGUAUCACAGAUAUUACUUCAGCUGUAGAAGCGACACCAGAGACUGGAUUUGUAGAUGGGGCUUAACUCGGGACCAUGGCAUCUAGCCCCACUGCAAAGAGAACUAGACCAUGUGCUGGUAAAAAACAAUGGAACCAUGUCAACACUGUAGUGGUGGAGACUAAUGAAUUCCAAUUAUUCUAGGGCAGGUACAGUCUUAAUGUAAUGAAGAAGUUAAAGCAAAGAGUUCUAACUUUUUUAAAGGGGAUUUGGACUUUCAGUCACAGUGAGACCCUGAUAAAUAGUGAAUGCAGGUCUGAGCCUGAUGCACAGUAGCUGUGAUGCACAUCAUGAUUUGGAUGUUUCACAUUAAACAGAAUUAUUUUUAGUUGUUUUUGGAUAAUGAUAUUUUUGGCUAUGAUAAAUAUUUGGAUAUUUUUAAGCUAUCAUGUAUAAAUAGUAACCUUUGAAAUAACUGCUACAUGAAGCUUAUUCAUACUUCUGUCGUAGAUAAAGGGACAUUGUCAUAUUUGCUGGGCAUAGUAUUUCGAAAAUGGCAAAUGUUCUAUGAUUUUUUAAAAUUCAUUAAACAAUUUUUGGGUUGCAUAUCAACAUUAUUUUGCAGUAUUUCCAACAGAAAUGUAUCUAGCCUGAGGAAUGUCCUAAAAACCCCCCAACUGGUUGAUGAUAUAAUAAUUGUUUAAAAGAACAAUAUUACUUGUAUUUUAACUUUUUUUUGUAUUUAGCCACAUUCCUCGAAUUUUAGGUUUCUCUCCUGUGUUUUCACCAGAGGUAACUCUUGACCAGCAGAAGCACUGGGUAGUGUACCCUCUACACUAAGAAAUAUACGUGACUUGCUUUAAAGAAUGUACUGACUACAUUAUAAAUGGACAUUUUUUCAAGUUGGUCAUUUGGGUACCAUUUGCUAGAAUAAAACUCUUGUAUUGCCUGCACUCUUGAACUCUGAUCUUGCCAUUCAACUGGUUUACAUUCAAAAUGCAAGUUAGAAUAUUUAGGUUUUUUGGUGGCUUUUGGACAUUAUGUUCUCUGCACAGUACUUAGACUGACAGACAUAACCUAGGAAGUCAGUGUAGAGGUUUUAAAUGAUGACUUUGCUGCAGUGCAAGCAGAGUGGGAGAGAUGGAUUUUUAAAUUUAUAAAUUUCACAUUGUGAUUUUAAAAACAAAGGUGCUGACUUUCUGCUAUUCUCAAAAUGGUCACCUUGAUAAAGUGAUUUAAUUAUCAUGGUUUGAAUACUAAUAAAAGUAUUUGGAUUGCUGUCUUAAAACAGGAUUACUAAUAAUGAAUUUUCAUAAUGUAAGAAAAAAAUUAAUGUUUAGGGUAAUAAUGCCUUUGUCCAUGAAUUUGGUUAUUUUUCUUAAAUAUUCCCACUCUGCUUGAGUAGAUGACUGAAUUCAUAGUAAUCAUGCCUAUCUGUAAAAUUAUAUAUAGUUGUUGAAACUUUCUCAGUUGGUUCUAUACCAUUAUCAAUAAAUUUUUUAAUGUGUUUGUAUACAAAUGAAUGCAAUCAAAAUGAAAGUGUUUUGACAAUGCACCUUCCAGUCACUGGAUUCUCAUUUCCCUUUCUAGCUUACAGUUUCUGUGACUUUUAUGUAAAUGUUACAUUUUUUUGAUUUGUUUAUAUUGGUCAGUUAUCAAGUUGCUUGUUCUGUUUUGUCAGACUAUUCUAAACUCCAUGUAGCUUGGAAUACUAAAAGUAUAUAUGCCGAGUUCGCUGAAAAAAAUGUACUCGCCUCUAUUCCUUGUAAAGGAAUGUAGCUAGAAAAAAGCUUAAAUUGGAAAAGGUCUUGCACAAUCUGGGCCAUGGUUUUCCCAGUAGCUACACUGUAUAGUAAUUGUGUCUUGUUUCUUGUGGUUUGCUUUUGGGCCAAAUGCUUGUAAACCUGGAAUGGUGAGCACUACCCUGUAGUAGGUGUAUGCAGAAUAAGCAUGUCCCAUAUGUUGUACCAUAUGUAUGUUAUCUGGAUACAUGGAUACACGGGUACUACAGUGAUGAGCAUAGUGGAAGAAGCUGAAUCGAAUCAGCUAACCUAAAAAAGUAUCAGCUCAGGUGACCUAAUCACUACAAUGUUUUUGGAAGGCUACUUAAAAUGUAAGUAGUAGUUCUUGAUAGUACCCUGCAAGACACAGUAAAACGACUAUAUUCUAAUUCUUGUUUGCCGUAAUGUAGGUAUCUCUUCAGUACAUACCACCUUUCCCAUUUGUAGAGAAGAGGAAGCCAUGUUAAUCUUGAAUUCAGGCAGAAGGCAGGGCAGAGUUAUAGACUAACUAGCUAGUUUGUAAGGUCACAUCUCUGCCCUGCCUUCUGCCUUUCCCAUUUGUUUGACUUGCUGAGCAUUCAGUCUGAUAUGUUUAUCAGCUUAAAAUAGGCAUUCCAUACUGGGACCGUCUUCCAUUAUACUAAAUCAAGAGCAGCACUGUUUGUGUUUCUUUUCAUGGUUCCUUUUACCAUUCCAAGAUUAAAGUUAUUUUUUUCUUUCUAAAUUUAACAAUCCUGGGGCUUUCUCUCCUGUUAGAUCCUGCAGGUGAGCCAUUCUUGGUAGGUGUGGCAGAUCAUCAGUAUUUCUGCAGCAAUAGCUGAUGUCAAGCAGAAACUGAAGAAGUCAGAACUGGUUUGAGGAAGAUUGAUUUUAGGACUUAUCUGUUCAUUAAGUUUAAUUGGGAUAACUAUAGCAGAAUAAGUAUUUUUAGUAUAACUCCCUAUGUAAACAUUCUGUUUUAGAUUAAAAGUAACUUUUUCCCCAGAAUAAUUACUAUCAGUGACUUUUACUCCUGUGUUAACAUGGAGUUAUACCAACAUAGCUGUAACAGAAUAAUUAUGCCAUUCAGUUUCCCAGAGCAGACUAGCUCUUAUUCACUGAUAGCAAAGGGAAGGGCAACAGAGGAGCAUGAAAAGUCUAAUCAUGGAGUUCAUGUAUGGUGACAUACAAGGAUAAAAUGCAACUAUACAGCUUCUCUGUCCCUCUAUACCUCUCCUUCCCCUGUCCUCUUGCUGUGUGCACUGCUUCGGUCAUAUCAGCUGCAGUAGCCUCUAAAAAUGUCUGUAAUUCCUUCUCAUUCCUGCAUAUUUGUCCAGUUUGACUAUUGGGUUGUCAGGGGACUCUGGAUUUGCUUCUAUAAGCAUAAAAGAGUUUAUAACAAAUUAUAGGUCACCUUGGGUUGCUUAGCCAUCAAAAUGUGCAGUCACUGUAGGAGCCAAAAAAAAAAAAUCUCAGGAAAAAAUGCCUUCUAAGAGCCAGUACUAUAAAUGCCAGGUUAGUUUGUUGUGUAUAGUUAGCACUGAGAUUACAAUGUGAAGUGCACAGUACUGUGAAGGGGAAAUUAAUUCAGUGUAUGAUUCAGAAUCGUAGAAAAUUUAGGGUUGGAAGGGACCUCAGGAGGUCAUCUAGUCCAGCCCCCUGCUCAAAGCAGGACCAGCCCCAACUAGAUCAUCCCAGCCAAAGCUUUGUCUAGGUGGGUCUUGAAAACCUCCAUGGAUGGAGAUUCCACAACCUCUCUGGGUAACCUGUUCCAGUGUCUUACUACCCUCCUAGUGAGAAAAUUAUUCCUAAUAUUUAACCUAAGCUUCCCUUGCUGCAACUUCAGACUGUUGCUCCUUGUUCUGUCAUCUGCCACCACUGAAAACAGUUUAGCUUCAUCCUCUUGAUGGAGUUAUAACAGAAUAAUUAUGCCAUUCAAUUUCCCAGUGCUGAAUAGAGGGGAAUUAUCACUUCCCUUGACCUGCUGUCAAUACUCCUGCUGAUGCAGCCCAGGAUGCCAUUAGGCUUCUUUACAACAAGGGCACACUGUUGGCUCAUAUUCAGCUUAUUGUCCACUGUAACCCUGAGGUCUUUUUCUGCAGAGCUGCUGCCCAGCCAGCCAGCCCCCAGCCUGUACCAGUACAUGGGAUUAUUCUGUCCUAAAUGCAGGACUUUGUACUUGUCCUUGUUGGACCGCAUGAGAUUUCUUUUGGCCCAAUCCUCCAAUUUGUCUAGGUCACUCUGAAUCCUGGCCCUACACUCCAGUGUAUCUGCCACUCCCCUCAGCCUUGUUGUCAUCUACAGACUUGCUGUGGGUGCAGUCUAUGCCAUAUUCCAGGUUGUUGAUGAAGACAUUGAACAAAACUGGCCCCAGGACCAACCCCUGGGGCACUCCACUUGAUUCUGGCUACCAACUAGACAUGGAGCCAUUGAUUACUAGUCUCUGAGCCUGAUGCUCCAGUUUUUUUAUCCACCUUACAGUCCAUUCAUCCAGCCCAUACUUCCUUAGCUUGCCUGGAAGAAUGCUGUGGGAGACCAUAUGAAAAGCCUUGCUAAAAUCAAGGUAUAUCACAUCUUCAGGUUUCCCCUGCAUCCACAAAGCCAGUCACCGUGUCAUAGAAGGCAAUCAGAUUGCCCUUGGUGAAUCCAUGCUGACUGGUCCUAAUCACCUUCUCCUCCAAGUACUUUGAGAUGGAUUCCUUGAGGAUCUGCUCCGGGGACUGAGGUGAGGCUGACUGGUCUAUAGUUCCCUGGGUCCUCCUUUUUCCCUUUUUUUAAAUAUGGGCAUUAUAUUUGCCCUUUUCCAGUUAUCCAGGGCCUCUCCUAAUCGCCAUGAAUUUUCAAAGUUGAUGGCCAGUGGCUCUGCAAUCACAUCAGCCAACUCCCUCAGCAUGCUUGGGUGCAUCCCAUCCGGCCCCAUGGACCUGUAUAUGUGCAGCUUUUCUAAAUAGUCCCUAAUCUUAUUUUGCCACUGUUGCCUGCUCACCUCCUCCCCAAAUUGUGCUGCCUGGUGCAGUCAUCUGGGAGCUGACCUUGCUUGAAGACUGAGGUGAAAAAGGCAUUGAGCACUUCAGCCUUUUCUGCAUCCUCUGUCACAAGGUUGCCUCCCGCAUUCAGUAAGGGACCCACACUUUCCUUGAUUCUCCUCUUGCUACUGACAUACUUGUAGAAACCCUUCUUGUUACCCUUCAGGUCCCUUGUUAGCUGCAACUCCAGUUGCACUUUGGCCUUCCUGACUUCAUCCCUGAAGUGAUGAGCACCAGGACAAACCGUAUCCAGUCCAGCUAAAAGAGAAAGUACAGGAACCCACAGAAUGAGUUAAGAUGGGGAUUUGAAUAUUCUUUAUACAUGUAAAAUAAUAUUUAAAACUUUGUAUUGCUGUGUAAAGUCCCUUCCUGACACCUGAUGGGGGGCCAGUAAGGGAGAGGCUUUUAGGCAUCUUUUUCUCACAAGAGCUCAAAGUAUCCUCUCUCAUAUUCUGCCUUCCUCUUUGCUAGUAGAAGUAGGGUUGGAGUGGUAUUGUAGCCAUGAUGGUCCAGGAAAUGUUAGAAGCAAGGGUUCUUUUUAUGCUAUUUUUAUGGGGCAGCCAUAUAGUUGGGAGAGAUGUGUGACAAGCUUUUGAGCAGAAUAUACCCUUCUUCAGGUCUGGCUUCUCUCACGGGAGGAGGAUAGUGUUAGUUUGCUUGCCUUGUUGGCCACUUAUUUCACUUAGUCUGUCUGAAGUCAUUUUAUUAGUCUGCCCAUCUCAUUUUGAAAGUAAUCUUUAAAUUAAAGGCAUAUCCAUGCUGGAUGCUGGCUUUCAUUGCCACUGUUCCCAACCUCUGAGUGGAAGGGAAAAACGGUUGUAUGGAAUCCAGUGAGUGGAAGGUUACAGAGUAAUUGCAUUUCAAAGCAUAGAUUUCACUGAAUGUGGAAAUAAAUUGUGCUGGAGAUUUUUUUCUGUUGUCCAAUUUCUAAAAUGGCCUGGGAAACAGAAUUUAUUUGCCCUUCAGUAUGUUUAGCUUUAAACCACUUGAAAAUAAUUUUACAGUGAUUUUUUUUUUUUAUAUAAGACCAUAUUUACAUGCAAUUAUUAUUUGUAAACGUAAUGCCUUUCCUGAAAUGCUAAGGUCUAGAGAAUAAAAAGAUUUUUUAAUUUUGAAUCACUUAAUUCAAAGAAGCACAAUGCACUGUAUGACUUUUUAGGGAUUAUUAAAAAAAAACACUUCAAAAGGUAUAAAGAAUCUUAAUUCUUCCAAGGCUAAAUCUGUUAUCUGCUUCAUUUAAUUAUUGCCCUGGAUCUAGCCUGUGUAGGACUGACAUUCAAAUGGUUUAGGUAGCUGUGUAAUUACACUAAAAUUGCAAGCAAUAAGCUAUUUUGAACAAAGCUAAGAAGCUUUGCAUUUGGACAGAAUAACACUGUCAUGUUUGAACCAGUGAUGGGGUUUUUUGGGGCUCCUUUGACUUAAUGCAACAGUUUCUUCUACUUCUUAACACAACAUGUAUUUAGCUUCAGUUCUAGGGUAAUGGCCAUCUUGACUAUUACUUGUAAAAUGGAGCUUUUCUUUUAAAGUGGAUUACUGAGGUUCUUAAUUAUGAAAAAGUUCUGCAAAUUGAAGUAUAUUAAAAACAAUGGAAAUUGAUCUAAGCUUAUAAAAACUAUAAAAUGAUCUAGACUUUAUCAUUUCAAACACUUGUUUUGGUUCUGUUUUGUUUUAAGAAUAUGCAUGCCAAAUGUUUGUCUCUUUUGAUGAUUUGUAAUAUACAUUUUUUUGACUGGAAACUUUUUUGUACAACACACUCCAAUAAAUGUUUUGCAUUUUA
This is a messenger RNA of Alligator mississippiensis (American alligator), 8897 nucleotides long. RefSeq names its product lamin B2 (gene LMNB2). The record is from RefSeq and is a predicted model, not a curated record. NCBI's taxonomy places the organism in Eukaryota, Metazoa, Chordata, Crocodylia, Alligatoridae. The transcript is spliced from 12 exons. Bases 85 to 1860 code for a protein of 591 amino acids.